AUGUCUAGCUGCCUCAGUCACAGAGAAUCAGACACUAAGACUGUGGAUUUGGAGGGUGACAGUGAUGUGGUGUGUGGUGGGGAGUUCUCUCUAUCCUUCAAAGGUACCCAGCAACUGCUGCAAGUGGAGAAGCGUGCCGCUGAGAAGGUGUCUGAGGCCCGCAAACGAAAGAACCGGAGGCUGAAGCAGGCCAAAGAAGAAGCUCAGGCCGAAAUUGAACAGUACCGCCUGCAGAGGGAGAAGGAGUUCAAGGCCAAGGAGGCUGUGGCCCUUGGAUCCCACGGCAGUUGCAGCACGGAGGUGGAAAAGGAGACCCAGGAGAAGAUGACUAUCCUCCAGACCUACUUCCGGCAGAACAGGGAUGACGUCCUGGAUAACCUCUUGACCUUUGUCUGUGACAUCCGGCCAGAAAUCCAUGAAAACUACCACACAAAUGGAUAG
Molecule: messenger RNA, 441 nt
Organism: Orycteropus afer afer
Lineage: Eukaryota; Metazoa; Chordata; Mammalia; Tubulidentata; Orycteropodidae
Product: V-type proton ATPase subunit G 1
Exons: 2
Coding region: 1-441 (146 amino acids)
Biological process (GO): proton transmembrane transport
Cellular component (GO): vacuolar proton-transporting V-type ATPase complex
Molecular function (GO): proton-transporting ATPase activity, rotational mechanism
Source: RefSeq, a predicted model, not a curated record